This is a messenger RNA of Linderina pennispora, 772 nucleotides long. RefSeq names its product S-adenosyl-L-methionine-dependent methyltransferase. Bases 25 to 693 code for a protein of 222 amino acids. NCBI's taxonomy places the organism in Eukaryota, Fungi, Kickxellomycota, Kickxellomycetes, Kickxellales, Kickxellaceae. The record is from RefSeq and is a predicted model, not a curated record. The transcript is spliced from 6 exons.
UUCCACUGUUCCACUUACACCCGCAUGUCCACCAUCAGCCACUAUUCGUCAAGUGACACUGUAAAGUGUGGUGAUCCAGCCCCUCUUUCAGAGAAGCAAGAUUACAUGGAUGCUGCCUACACAGCUAUUGCCGAUGUGACAGGACUGGGUCUUGGUCUGUACGGAAAACGCGAACUCAUCAAGUUGAUUGGUGCUGCACCCGGCUCCAGGAUGCUCGACAUGGCUGCAGGGACUGGAGAUGCCGCGAUGCUAUUUUUCGAGUAUCAGGAAAAGGUCAAUAACGACAACAAGGCGACAGCAACACUUAAAAAGCGCCUGGCGGACACUUCUGGCCACAAGGAUGGACGUAUCGAGUACACGCAGGGAAAUGCUGAGCAUAUGCCUGAAAUUGCAGAUGGCUCAUUCGACGUAUACUGCUGCAUUUUUGGCUUGCACAACAUGCCCAACCGUGCCAGACCUGGUGGAAAAAUCUGCAUUGGCGAGCUCAAUGGAGGAAACGGGGCACUUGGAAAAGCGAUCUUUGGUACUUUGAACAGGUACGUUUUUGACAGGGAGAUGGCGAACCGCAUUAAGGAGAGCGUGUUGGCAUUCCCAUCACCAAGCGAUUUUGCCAAUGAGCUAAAGGACGCAGGGUUUGAGCUCGAGGGCUGUGGCUACCACUCAUUAGGUUUCAUUGGUAUUAAGCCCAUGUAGACCAAGUUUAUACUUUAGGGAGUAUAUUAUAAAAAUCUAUAUCAAUUGGUUUGUACACAGUACCCAGGGGCUCAUGUCG